This is a messenger RNA of Paramecium sonneborni, 1606 nucleotides long. The record is from the annotation of a GenBank genome assembly. NCBI's taxonomy places the organism in Eukaryota, Ciliophora, Oligohymenophorea, Peniculida, Parameciidae.
AAGAAAAUGAUUCUCUUUGUUAUAAUUAUUUUGGCGGUUUAUGUUCUACAUAGAGUAGUGUUUAAACCUUUAAUACCAUUGUUGAUAUUAAAACUAUAAUUUGGUAAAGAAGCUUAUUUAUGGUAUUCGCCAAUAUGGGGAUCAUUGAAAUACAAUUUUAGAUCAUUAGAAUAGAAUGGAGAUUUUUUUGGAGAUUUUCGAAAAAUAAUGAGAGAUAAUCCAAAAGUAAAAAUAUUAUUAACAAAUUUUUUGGAUCAGCCAUUUAUAAACUUUGUAGAUAGUGAAUAUGUUAAGAAAAUGUAUUAGGAUUAUUAAGAUUUCCCAAAAUUUAAUUUACUUAGAUAUGAGUAUGAUAUGAUUAAUAAUAAAUAGUGAUUUAAUUGAUAAAGGUUUGUUAAUGAAAGAAGGGGAAGAAUGGAAAUAUGAAAGAAAUCUUUUAGGAUCAGUGUUUACAUUUGAGAAAUUGAAAUAAAGAAUUCCUAUGAUAAAUAAAAUAGUGAGAGAGAGAUGUCGAUAGGAUGCAAAAACAAACUCAUUGAAUUUUUUAACUUGGAUAACAGGGGAAGUAGUAAUAAAUAGUUUUUUUGGUGAGAUUGCAUAAGGAUUAAUUUUAAAUGGAAAACCUGGAUAGGUAGAAAUAGUUACAUUAGUAGCAGAUAUUAUGUUAUUAAGAUUUAAAAAUAUUUAUACAUAGUUAAAAUUAAUGAUACUUGGAAAUAAAGGAUGGAGAAUAUUAGCAACAAAAAAGGAAAAAGAAAUAAAUAAUAGAGUUGAUAUUGUUAGGAACACAAUUAAAAAACUUAUUGAGACAAGAUUAUAAUAAUUAAGAGUGGAAAAUUAAAGAAAUGAAAAAGAUUAAUAUAUUUUAGAUAUUUAUUUAUAAGAAUUAUUGAAAUAAGAGAAAGAAGGUAGUAAAAUAAAAAUGGAUAUAGAAAAUGUAUUAUAGUAAUUUUUAACAUUGUUUUUUGCUGGAACAGAUACAACAGCAACAAUGUGUUUUACAUGUCUUGUUUAUUUAGCUAAAUAUCCAGAUGUUUAAAAUGAAUUAUUAGAAGAGAUUAAAAAUGUUAUAAAAGAAGAAGAUUAAGAUGUUUCAGAUACUCAUUUUAUAAAAUUAGUGAAAAUGAAUGCAUUUAUAAAUGUAAAUAUAUUAUUAAUUGUUUAGGAAGUAUUCAGAUUAAAAAACCCUGCUUUUUCUCCAUUUAUUAGAAUAGUGUUAAAAGAUAUGAAAUUAUUGGAUGUAAAACUUAAAAAAGGUAUAAUUUAUGUGCUAUUAAACUAAGGUUGGAUGGUAGUAUAAAGACAUGAUAUUCCUCCAAUAAGAGAUUAGCAUUUUAAUAAUCCUGAAGAGUUUGAUUAUAAAAGAUGGUUGGAUAAAUAAGGAAUGAUUGAAUAAGAUAAUGGUUUUGUACAUAUUCCAUUUGGAGCAGGAGGUAGAAAUUGUAUUGGGUAACAUAUGGCUUUAAUGGAAUUAAAAAUCCUCUUAUGUCACAUUAUUAGAUAAUUUGAAAUUAGUCUGAAUCCUGAAAUUAAACUUAAGUUUAGUAUCAGGUUUCUUUAUGGUGCAGAACCAGAAAAUUGUUUAAUUUAUAAAGAAAGAAAAUGA